Messenger RNA from Phanerochaete carnosa HHB-10118-sp, 1337 nucleotides. RefSeq lists its product as uncharacterized. The record is from RefSeq and is a predicted model, not a curated record. The transcript is spliced from 7 exons. Gene Ontology annotation, biological process: regulation of DNA-templated transcription; nucleotide-excision repair. Gene Ontology annotation, cellular component: transcription factor TFIIH holo complex; transcription factor TFIIH core complex. NCBI's taxonomy places the organism in Eukaryota, Fungi, Basidiomycota, Agaricomycetes, Polyporales, Phanerochaetaceae. The coding region runs from base 127 to 1209 and encodes 360 amino acids.
CCACGCUACUCUCUACGCCUACAUUAAACGAUGCUCUGAUAUCCUUUACUUGCGACCAAUUUGCGACCAAUUUCUGCGCCCGCUAGUCCGAACGCUGUCUCCACUUGCACGCUCUAAGUUGUGACGAUGGACAAUGCCUCGCACCUCGGAGUUGUGCUCGACCUCUCGCCCAAGCAAUGGCACCUCGCUGCGCAGCCGAGCAACCCGCACCCGAUUACGCUUGUCGCAUCUCUCUCACAUCUAUUAGCGUUUCUGAACGCGCAUAUUGCAUGCAAAGACGAGAAUAGUCUUGCGCUGUUCGGAGCGCUGCCCGGCAAGAGCGUGAUGCUCUACUCUUCGACGAUGCCCGUUAACGAGGAAGAGAUUCAGCCGGCGGACGCAAAUACGUACCGACCUUUCAAGGUCAUGGACUCGACAAUUAUGAAGCAUAUUGUGAGCGAGGUUGAGGCUUUGGGAGAACCUGAGGUUGAAGAACCCAUUGGCUUUGUGGGAGCUUUGACGAAGGCGAUGUGCUAUAUCAACCGAGUCACGAAUGGCUCAACGAGCUCGACGUCUCGCAAUGAUGAUCUGGCAACCCUUCCAGAUCCACGAAUCCUUGUCAUCUCUGUGUCUCCCGACCAGUCAUCGUCAUAUAUUCCCGUCAUGAACUUAAUAUUCUCAGCCCAGAAGCUUAAAGUCACGAUCGACGUCUGCAAGAUUUUCGGUGGCGAAAGCGUAUUCCUUCAGCAAGCUGCCCAUCUCACAGGUGGCUCCUACAUUGACAUAGACCGGCCAGACGCCAUACUUCAAUACCUCAUGAUGUCCUUCCUUCCACCACCCGGCCUCCGCCAACUUAUAUCCGUGCCAACACAAGAUAAAAUCGACUUCCGUGCGGCGUGCUUCUGUCACAAAAACAUAGUCGACAUCGGCUUUGUCUGUUCUGUCUGCCUUUCCAUAUUCUGCCAGCCCGUUCCCGUGUGCUCGACCUGCCGCACCAAGUUCCCGAUCAAGACGCUGCAGCGGCUAAACGCGUCGCGCCCCAACGCCGCUCCGGGCAGUGCGGGUACACCCGCGCGUUCAUCAACGCCUGCGCGGACUGCCACACCUGCGAUAUCCGCAAACAGUCUGCCUCGUUCAACAAGUAUAAAUCCUGCUGCUGUACCGAGGGUCGUUAGCAAUGGGAGUGCACCAGCGACGAGCUCGCCGAUGCAGAACGGUGAGCCGAGGUAGCACGAGGGUAAGAAGCUAAUCAGCGGCGGAGGGAAAGCGCUGUAAUGUAGAUCGAGGGUGUGUCUUCUCUAGACGAGCUCGGUCUGCGGAGGAUCAUCGCCUGGCCAUGCCAUGGCGCCGUGAGCAAC